AUGGACUUUCUGUGCGCCAUAGAAACCACAAUACAAUGCGGAACCACUCGCAUACAUCUACGAGGCGUUUGCAUCAAUGACGACGAGCCGACGACCACCGCCAGCCAUGUGAUAACCCAAGGACCCGAGAACAAAAUCAAACGACCCACAACAGAGAACCCAACUACGACAUCCUCAACGGAGAACAAAAUCCGAAAACAAACAAUUAUGGCUCCGCAUGGCUCCAACAGAAACCCCUGCUACGACAGAGAGCAAGGAUCAAACACAAGCAACAGAGAACACGAUAACGAGGAUAAAAACAGGAAACAUGAACACGAUGGUUUCCACAGAGACCACAAGCACGAGAAUGGCCACCGAGACCACCAUCACGAGAACACCCACAGCGAGCACGAGCACGACAACAACGGUCACAAACACUCGGACAAGGAUCACGAGUUUAAGGACCACAAUGGAACCGAGGGACAUAUACGCUGCUAG
Messenger RNA from Drosophila obscura, 477 nucleotides. RefSeq lists its product as uncharacterized. The record is from RefSeq and is a predicted model, not a curated record. The coding region runs from base 1 to 477 and encodes 158 amino acids. The transcript has a single exon. Lineage: Eukaryota; Metazoa; Arthropoda; Insecta; Diptera; Drosophilidae.